AUGGGCAAAGGAAAAGGUAAACAAAAGGGGCAUGACAAACAAAAUCAAGGAAAGCAGAAAGGAAAGAAAGAUCAGAAAGAACAGCAGAAAGGAAAUAAAAACUCUGGAUACAUUAGUUCCUGCAAAGAAUUUAAAUUUAUUAAUGAAGAAAGAGUUAGAAACUUUUUCAACAAUAAAACUUGCAUGAAAGCAUUAUCCUCGAAGAACCCACUAUCUAAAAAUGAAAUUAAAAAUCUCAAAAGUAUACAUCCAUUAGUUAAUUGGUAUAACCCGACUAAUCUAUCACUUUGCUUAGUUUGUGGUCAAGCAUUAGAUGAAAAGCACUUUGCAGAGCAUAUGGAAGACAAGCAUGUUCUUGCAUUAUCAAUUAAUGAUCAAACAAUUUAUUGUACAAAAUGCAACAGAUACAUACCAAUCGAAAAAGGAACAUUACUAGCCGAAUUACUUAACAUUGAACAGCCAGAAACGAAGCCAGUCGUCUCUGCAGCACCACUUAAAUCCGGAUUAAUGGCUAGAGGCCUACAUAACCUCGGAAACUCAUGUUGGAUGAAUUCCUCGUUGCAAUUACUAAGCAGACUACCUCUUCUCCCAGACGAGGUCAAUGGUUCAAAGGCUCCUCUCGCUCAAGCCUUUAAAUAUUUGUCAACAGAUCUUAAAAAUUCUGGUCACGCGAUUAAACCUGGCCAAUUCGUUUCUGCCCUUCUUGCAAGGCUUCCUUUCUUAUCUGUGACGGAGCAGCAAGAUGCAUACGAGUUCUUCACUCUAUUCUUUGAUUCAUUACGCGAUGAAAUGGGCGGAAACGCAAAAGAUUUGUCUGGAAAUGAUAUCGAAAAUGUAAAGAAAAGUGACACGACGACUACUGACAAAAGUGUCAGUUUUAUAUUAGAUAGUGAGAUGCGCUGUGAAACAUGCAAUUCUGUGACUCAUAUAUAUCAACGCACGACAGCUAUUUCUCUUUGUGUUCCUUAUGGAGCAUCAACAACAUUAGGAGAAGUUUUGGAUUCAUAUUUCAGUGAAUCAUCAUCAGGUGAUGACUGGAAAUGUGAUACAUGUGGAAAUACAACAAGAUGUGCUAUUAUUCCACAUAUUGCGACAACUCCACAGUUCUUAAUUCUUCAUUUGGCAAGGUUUAGAUUUAGAAAUAAUGGUUUCAUCAAAAAUAACAUAAAAGUGGAACUACCUCUUGAAAUUUCUCUUGAUAAAUAUGGAAUUGAUGAGAAAUAUAGCUUGUUUGGAUUCGUUACUCACUAUGGAACAAUGGAAAGUGGACAUUAUACAAGUGUUUAUCAUGAUAAAACUGGUUUUGUUUAUUUCGAUGAUGAAUCUGUGUCAUCAAUCGCUGAACAAGAAGCUUUGAAUAUACAACCAUAUAUUAUUAUAUAUAAGUUAGAUGUACAUGCUUAA
Trichomonas vaginalis G3 is the source of this 1404-nucleotide messenger RNA. RefSeq names its product ubiquitinyl hydrolase protein. The transcript has a single exon. Lineage: Eukaryota; Parabasalia; Trichomonadida; Trichomonadidae. The coding region runs from base 1 to 1404 and encodes 467 amino acids. Gene Ontology annotation, biological process: protein deubiquitination. Gene Ontology annotation, molecular function: zinc ion binding; cysteine-type endopeptidase activity; cysteine-type deubiquitinase activity. Gene Ontology annotation, cellular component: nucleus; cytosol. The record is from RefSeq and is a predicted model, not a curated record.